Mytilinidion resinicola is the source of this 1065-nucleotide messenger RNA. RefSeq lists its product as uncharacterized. Lineage: Eukaryota; Fungi; Ascomycota; Dothideomycetes; Mytilinidiales; Mytilinidiaceae. The transcript has a single exon. The coding region runs from base 163 to 1065 and encodes 300 amino acids. The record is from RefSeq and is a predicted model, not a curated record.
GGGAGGAAUUGGUCUGUAUGCACCUGUAGGGGAGAAUUGCUGCACGUCCGGUUAGAUGUUUUGCAUUAGCUUCCCUGGGUUUAAUGACGACGGCGCGCGCAAGCCCAAGCCCGUGAAGCUGCAGCACGGCGUUGCUAGCCCCAAGCGCGCUGGGAUGGCACCAUGGCUGGUGUGCGGUGCGAACAGCCAGGCAGCGCCCGCGUGAAGAGGCCCAGGACCCCGAGAGCAGCCCUGCGACCCGUCCUGGGCGUCGACGACGCCGUUGGCAGCCCCAAAAGAGCCGCCAAACAACGGGCCCUUGGGCGCUCUGAUGGCGCAACCCAGGCGCCCCCACCACGCCGCGCAGGCCCCUGCCGCUCGUUGUGGCCGCUGCUCGCAGGGAGAGGUGCUGGAGAGCAGGCGGGAGUGCGUAAAGCGGCCCCGCUUGGCGUGCACAAGUGUCGGCUCGGCACCAGUAGCGCGGGGCACUCUACGGCCCCCGCCGCGCGUGCGUCGAACGUCUCGAGCGCCCGCCUGGCGUGGCCGGCCAUCGUGGACGGCGUUAUUCUGCGGAGCUGUGAGCGAGGUUGUGCAUGCCAAGGACGGUCCGUUUACAAGCUCCUCCCUGCCGCCCGCACCUGUGCAGUCCAGGUCCGCCAGGGCUGCAUCACCCCCAACCUCUGCCACCGCGUCGCCUGCGCUCCUAUCAUCGUGCUGCAUCGCGCUCGUCGUGCUCGUCGUGCUGCUCGUCGCGCUGCUGGCCCGUUUCCGCUGGCAUCGCCUGUGCGCCUAUCACCGGCCUCCUAUCAGUGCUGCUCGCACCCGCCCGCGCCGUGUCGCGACGUCCUCUCAACUCCUGCCGGCUGGGGAGCAGCGAGCUGCUAUUUCGAGACCAUCCCGCGUCGAACGGGGCACCGGAGGGGGGCGAGGGCUUGCAAUGGCAGCUGCCGAGACGUCCGUCAUGACCGCUUGGGCAAGACGAGGGCGCAUCCGAAUCUCUGCUCCCUCUUGUGUCUUUUUCUCACGACUUUAUAUGUCUCGAUGCAGCAGCCCGCCGCCACGACUCGCUGGCACACUGCACACUAG